Darwinula stevensoni is the source of this 720-nucleotide messenger RNA. The record is from the annotation of a GenBank genome assembly. NCBI's taxonomy places the organism in Eukaryota, Metazoa, Arthropoda, Ostracoda, Podocopida, Darwinulidae.
AUGAUUGCUCAGUAUGGGGCGAUUUCCAUGAGCCCCAUGGCAAUACCUCUCCUUCCAUCUAGUGGGGAGAAACAGAGGCAACUACGAGAGGAAUCGAUGAAGACUCCAGUGCGCAAGAAGGACAAGUCGCAAGACGCUCUUCCCAUUUCUUCCCUAUAUCGCACGUGGACGACGAAGAGGAUUUUCCCUGCAUGGCAUUCUAAGAAAAUGUCUCUCUGUCUUUUCCUCAUCGUGGUCGCGACCUUGACCCAGGUCGAAGGUCUGCGACGAGUGAAGCGAGGUCAAUACGACCAGUCUAUCUCCACCUACGUGAACGAUAGGACGUGUUACUGGAACGAGCCGUGCAAGGAAGAAUUCCAGAAUGCAUUCCGGUGUCGCUGCCCGGGUUGGUCUUACUGUCGGGGACCAGGAAAGUAUUACAACGCCCACUGCGCCAUGAGUGGGACCGGCUACAUCUGGAUGCAAGAACCCCCGCCCAUUAGAGCCCCUUGGGUGCGACGGAAACCUUGGAAUAAGGCCCAAUCUCGACAUCCUGGACCCAGGACUUAUCGAUCCGUCGAUGACCAUUCCUUUUAAUUAGAUGGCCCAAUUUUGGCCCCGGGUCCGCUGGAAAGCAAUAUCCAAUCCCUCGAUGGUAGAGUAUUCCCCUGCCAAAUCUAGUCUUCCACGUUCUAUGGGCUUUGUAUGAUGUAGAUUAGAAGAAAUAAAGGAAUAAAACGC